CAAAUUUCCACCUAGUCAACCCACUAAAAAGUCGUCGACGAUUAGUCAGAACAACAAGAUUCCAUAAGAAUCGAACCAAUUUAGCCCUUUUCAUUCAUGAAUCAUUCUUUAAUCUCCUAAAAAUCAUGGAGUUUUUCAACAAAGCCAAAGUCGUCAGACUCCGGAGCCACCUUACCAAAUUCUUGGUCGCCGACGAAGAUGAACACACCGUCCGGCAAAGCAGAAACGGAUCUGCAAGGAAAGCACGAUGGAUGGUGGAGACGGUGGAAGGGAAAAACCAUGUUAUCCGCCUCAAAAGCUGCUCCUCCGGCAAGUACCUCACUCCCUCCAGCGAACCGUUUCUGACUGGUAUGACAGGAAAGAAGGUGGUGCAAGACAUUCAGGCGAACAAACGCGACACCUCCAUCGAAUGGGAACCGAUUAAGGAAGGCGAGUCGGUGAAGUUGAGGGCUAAUAAUGGAAAGCUCUUGCGAGGUAACGGCUCCAUGCCGCCGUGGCGAAACUCCGUCACCCAUGACCUGCCUCACCGGACGGCAACCCAGCACUGGGUGUUAUGGGAUGUGGAAGUGGUUGAUAUCGCUGUUGUAGAUUCACAAGAGUCGAUGGCAAGUAAUCUAUCGCCGGCAUCCAGCUUUUCGUCGGCGCCGGAGAUAUCGAGGGUUAGGGCGGAUAGUCGCAUGUCUGAGGUUUCUUAUAAAGGGUCGCCACGUGUAAGCUCAAGACGGAGCGGGAUGGAGUUUUUUCAUGGAGCUAAAGCAGUUAGACUAAAAGGUUUCCACAACAAAUAUCUAGUGGCGGAUGAUGACGAAGAAACUGUUCGACAAAGCCGCAACGCGUCAUCUAUCAAGGCACGUUGGACUGUCGAGUACGUUGAAAAUAACCCUAAUGUCAUUCGGUUAAAGAGUUGUGAUGGCUUGUACCUUAGUGCAACAAAUGAGGCGUUUCUGCUUGGUAUGACUGGAAAAAAGGUAAAACAUUAUUCUUUUAAAGUGCCAGAUCAUACAACAGAAUGGGAGCCGAUAAGGGAAAGUGCGCUUCACAUAAAGCUUCAAACAUACGAUGGGAAAUUCUUGAGGGCAAAUGGCGGAGCUCCACCUUGGAGGAAUUCGAUAACACAUGAUGUACCUCAUCGAACUGCGACGCAAGACUGGGUGUUGUGGGAGGUUGAUAUCGUUGACAUAUUGUUGUCAGAUACUGAUUCUGUAAUGAGUACGUUAUCGAGUUUUUCAUCAGUGGCUGACAGUUAUGUAGGAUCGCCAGAUACCGGAUCUCCGCAAAUGAAUUCGAAUUCGCCAAAAAAUAGGUUGUCAUUGGUUGUAACCUCCUCCUUCAACAAUAAACAACCAAAAUCGAAAAUGAUCUACCGACUGCAAAGAAGGAAGGAUGGUGUAUUACACGGUGGUGGAUGAUGAUGAUGAGAACGUUGAUGAUGGUCAUGAAGAAACAUUGUUUGUAUUCAAGGGAAAUGGAUUAGAGGAUUUGACUCGGAUUUUGAAAGAACAAACAGAGAUUAAUGAUAUAAUUGUGUGCUCGAGGAAUUCGUUGAAUGGGAAGCUUUUUCCACUCCGGUUAGCGUUGCCACCCAACGACACCACCAUGCACAUUGUGGUGGUUCCUACGACUUCGAAAGGUUAGAACUUUCUGAAGUUGCUUAUCUUUGUAUAACACACACUACAAAGUUCCGAACAUCCUUUUGUAUAAUCUAAUUUUGAUAAUUUA
This is a messenger RNA of Lactuca saligna, 1719 nucleotides long. Lineage: Eukaryota; Viridiplantae; Streptophyta; Magnoliopsida; Asterales; Asteraceae. The record is from the annotation of a GenBank genome assembly.